UCCGGUUCGGCCAGUGUUCAGAUGGUGCUAUGGCGGGCUUCAUGUAUGCGCCGUAUAAUGUGUAUCAGGGCUACGGCGGGAAUUUUGGGCAGAACCCGCACGUCGCGCAGCCCUUGGCCAAGAACAAGCAGGCGGCAUGGAAGUCCAACAAGGCUUCUGAGCCCACGGAUUACCUGGAUAACUUCCAGCGGGCCCAGCUCAAGGCCAUCCUCUCCCAAGUCAACCCCAACCUCACUCCGCGCCUGCGCAAGGCCAAUACCAAGGAGAUUGGGGUUCAGGUGAACCCGCGGGUGGAUACUGGGGUACAAUGUUCCUUAGGGCCCAGAACUCUGCGCCGCCCGCCGCCUCCCCCUUGUAGUCCGGUCAAAGCUGCUGACUGUGUGCGCUUCACCCGCCCGCUGGCCGUGUAUUCCCCGGUGGUGGACAGACGACUGUUCUCCCUCCCACAAGGCGGCCGCCUGCCCAAGAAGAGCCCCGACAGCCAAUCACAGCCGCUGAAGGAGAGAGCGCCCUCCCCCGAGGAUAAGGAGCGAGAGAAGGUUUCGGAGAAGGAGCCGGACACUAAAGACGAGUUGGAGAAAAGACCAGUCCCUGGUACUGAGGAGCCCGGUAAUGAGGAGCAGACGAAAUCUGCCUUCCAGUUCCUGGAGCAGAAAUAUGGCUACUUCCACUGCAAGGACUGCAAAACCCGAUGGGAGAGCGCCUAUGUCUGGUGCAUUUCUGGGAGUAACAAGGUUUAUUUUAAACAACUUUGUCGCAAAUGCCAAAAAGGAUACAACCCUUAUCGAGUGGAAGCCAUUCAAUGCCAGGUUUGUGCCAAAACUCGUUGCUCUUGUCCCCAAAAGCAAAGGCAUAUAGACCUGAAGAGGCCUCAUCGGCAAGAACUGUGCGGUCGUUGCAAAAACAAGAGGCUCUCGUGUGACAACACUUACAGCUACAAGUACAUCGUCUGAUGUGGGGCAAGGAGGGAGUAUAAAGCACAUGUUUGUGUGGAUACAGUGCACUUUCUAGAAUUAACUUAAACGGCUUUGAAUCAUGGCUUUUGACCCGGCAUUGGCGAAUGGAUUACGGACUUUUGUAUCUGGUUUUUGUAAAAUGAUAUAACUUUGUAAAUAAAGCUAUUUGGAAAUAC
This is a messenger RNA of Xenopus laevis (African clawed frog), 1132 nucleotides long. RefSeq names its product ZAR1-like protein L homeolog (gene zar1l.L). Gene Ontology annotation, cellular component: cytoplasm; cytoplasmic ribonucleoprotein granule. Lineage: Eukaryota; Metazoa; Chordata; Amphibia; Anura; Pipidae. Gene Ontology annotation, biological process: translation; negative regulation of translation. Gene Ontology annotation, molecular function: mRNA binding. The transcript has 4 exons. The coding region runs from base 30 to 953 and encodes 307 amino acids. The record is from RefSeq and is a predicted model, not a curated record.